AAAUCAAACCCAAAACGAUUUUGGAAUUAUGUUAACUCAACGAGAAAAGUGAGAACAGGGAUAUCCGACCUCAUGGGACUAAACGGAGAUGAUCAACACAUGGCAGUCAAGGACAGCGAUAAAGCCGAGGUCUUAGCUAAGUUUUUCAGCAGUGUUUUUACGAAAGAACCAUCUGGAGACCUACCGGAAUUUAAUACUAGAGCUGUAAAUCACCCUUUUGAGGAGAUAAUUUGUAAUCCAUUAGUCGUUGAAAAGAUUUUAGCAAAUUUAAAUGAAAAUAAAUCGCAGGGGCCAGACAAAAUUCACCCGAAAGUUCUUAAGGAAUUGAAACAUUUUAUCAGUACACCCUUAGCCGAGAUUUUCAACCGGUCAUUGGAAGAUGGAAAACUACCUCAAGAAUGGAAAGAAGCUAACAUCACUGCCAUAUACAAGAAAGGAUCGAAGUCGGACCCUAGAGAAGUUAGUUAGAAACAGUAUAGUUAAUCACAUGGAUAAGAAUAAUCUUUUAAGCUCUAAACAAUUUGGAUUUAUCUCGGGG
Molecule: messenger RNA, 538 nt
Organism: Pecten maximus
Lineage: Eukaryota; Metazoa; Mollusca; Bivalvia; Pectinida; Pectinidae
Exons: 2
Coding region: 73-468 (131 amino acids)
Source: RefSeq, a predicted model, not a curated record